GGGGCCCCCUCUGGAGCCAUCCUGAUGGCUUUGGGGGCCUUGCUUCCAUUUUCCAUUAUUAUGUGGACUACCGGAGCGACAGCGCAGUCCAAGACCUUGCAGGUUUGUGAUGAGGAGGGAGCUUCCAUCUUCUCUCUGCUUCUUCAUCCUCUUUUUUAAAGCAAUUUAGACGUAGAUUUUAGAUCAGAUUCCGAACCUAAUCCAUGAUUAGCUAACUGGAGUUAGAAAAGGGAAGAGUGUGUCAUAGUUUUGGAUGCUGUUAGGUGGAUAUGCGCUGAAAAAAAGUGUUUAUUAUUAUUUUUUUCCCCUUUUUUUUUGGUUUUGUUGCAUUUUUUCCCCCCCCUCACUCUCACAGGAGGCGUUCUGCCGAUGUCUUCCUCGCGCGUUUGUGCUUGAGAUCCGAGGCGAAAAGCAAAUAUUGCGCUUUUAUUUUCCAAACGAGCAUCAUGCCCGCACGCCGGCGUGCCGUGCCGGGGGAUGGGAGCGCAUGACGGGAUUACUACAUCCUCGCACUUUUGCCCCGACAUACCCGCUCCGGCUCAACACGGUCGCUUACCGACUGGGCUAAUUGGAUUUCGCCCCAACAUCCACCUAGUCGUGCCAAAAUAAGAGCAAACUGGUGUGUUGGAGCGCGCGGGCGGGCGAGCGGGCGAGCGAGCGAGCGAGCGAGCGAGCGGAGCGGAGCGGAGCGGAGCGAGGGCUCCGUGUGUGUAAUGCCGGCGGGGCACCCGCGGCUCCGGUCAGGCAAGCUGAGCCAGAAUAUUCUGACAUACCGCUGUUGCAGCUCGUAGAAAAUUAUCAGCCCCAAACUGAGCAACUUCAGCGGCUUUCUGUAGGAUGUCGCGCCGCAAGCAAGCUAAGCCAAGAUCCCUGAAAGUAGAAGACAAUGUGACAGAGGACCAGCACAGUCCUGGGCAGACUGCCAUUCAGAGCGAUCCAGAGUGCGCCCUCGAGAGGGCGGCGGAGGAUGGUGAGGCCGGGCGUCUGAGGAAGAGGCUGCUCUCUCCGGAGGAAGGGGAGGAGGGAGAAGAGGAGGAUGAGGAGCCGGCGCUGCACAGCUGCGACAGCUGCCGGCAGGUGUUCGCGUCGCUGAGCGAUCUCACCGAACACAAGAUUAAUCAAUGCCAGCUGACAGAUAGUGCUGAUAUUGAGGAUGAUCCUUCAUGUUCUUGGCCUGCAUCAUCUCCCUCCAGUAAAGACCAGACUUCUCCAGGACACUGUGAGGACUAUGAUUUCGGCGAGGAAGAAGGGGGCCCUGGCUUGCCAUACCCGUGCCAGUUCUGUGACAAGUCCUUUAGUCGCCUAAGCUUCCUGAAGCGUCACGAGCAGAGCCACGGUGAUAAGCUCCCUUUUAGCUGUACCUUCUGCAGCCGACUGUUCAAACACAAGCGUAGCCGAGAUCGUCACGUGAAGUUGCACACCGGUGACAAAAAGUAUCACUGUGGGGAAUGUGACUCUGCCUUCUCCCGAAGUGACCACCUAAAAAUCCACAUGAAAACCCACGCCUCCAACAAACCUCAUAAGUGCCCCGUGUGCCGCCGUGGCUUUCUGUCCUCCAGCUCUCUCCACGGCCACAUGCAAGUACACGAAAGGGGCAAAGAUGGUGGCAGCUCAGGCCUUUCUAGGGCUGAUGAAUGGAAGUUAAAAGAGACCCGCAAAUGCAGCCGCUGUGAAGAGGGCUUUGAUGUCCCAGAAGACCUCCAGAAGCACAUUGCUGAGUGCCACCCUGAGUGCUCUCCAUCAGAGGAUGGAGGCCUAGGUGCACCCCUGCAGUGCAUCUACUGCCAUGAGCCCUUUAGUGAUGAGGGCACCCUGCUGACCCACAUUGACCAGACCCAUAGCCGUGACAGAAAGGGCCACUCCUGUGCUAUCUGCUCUGAGCACUUCCUGUCUGUUGAGGAUCUCUAUGCUCACAUGGAUGUCCAUCAGCUCCCUGAAUCCAGUAACCAUAGCAACAGCCCCUCACUGCUUACAGUGGGUUACACCUCUGUUUCCAGCACCACCCCUGACUCCAACCUCUCUGUUGACAGCUCCACCAUGGUGGAGACAGCCCCAACCAUACCCAAGACAAGAGGGAGAAGAAAGAGGGCUGCCCAGCACACAUCUGACAUGGGAGGUCGUGCUUCCAAGCAGCCAAAGAUCUCCUACAGUUGCAUCUAUUGCAACAAGCAGGUAUUCUCCAGCUUGGCUGUGCUUCAGAUUCACCUGCGAACAAUGCACCUAGACAAACCUGAGCAGGCUCACACUUGCCAGUUUUGCUUGGAGGUCCUCCCCUCCUUAUUCAACCUGAAUGAACACCUCAAGCAGGUACACAAUGCAGAGGACCAUGCUGCCCUGCUAGCCAGCUUGCCUGAUGCGCUUCUUCAGUGUAACUUCUGCCCUGAGGUGUUGAGUGAUCUCAACGCUCUCCAGGAGCACAUCCGCUGUUCCCAUGGUUUUCCCAGCCCUGUAGCCAAGGAGAGCAAUGCCUUCUUUUGUCCCCAGUGCUUCAUGGGGUUCUUGACCGAGGCUACCUUGGAAGAGCAUGUCCGGCAGACUCACUGUGAUGGGGGAAAUAUGCGUUUUGACUCCCCCCUUGCCGUUACUCCCAAGGAGCCUAUUGUGGAGGUAUAUUCCUGUUCCUACUGCACCAACUCCCCUAUAUUCAACAGUGUUUUGAAGCUCAACAAGCACAUUAAAGAGAAUCACAAGAACAUUCCACUGGCGCUGAACUAUAUCAACAACGGAAAGAAAUCUCUGCGCACUCUCAGUCCUUCUUCUCCAAUAUCUGUGGAACAAACUGCCUUACUGAAGCAAGGCAGCUCAGUCUCUCGCGCUACCAGUGAGUUCAUCUGUAAUCAAUGUGGUGCCAAGUAUACCAGCCUUGACCUUUUCCAGACUCACUUAAAAACUCAUCUGGAUGGCCUGCAGCCUCAACUCACCUGCCCUCAGUGCAACAAAGAAUUCCCCAACCAAGAGUCCCUGCUGAAGCAUGUGACCAUUCAUUUCACUAUUACCUCCACUUACUACAUCUGUGAGAGUUGUGACAAGCAGUUCACCUCAGUGGAUGACCUACAAAAGCACCUUCUUGACAUGCACACAUUUGUGUUUUUCCGUUGCACCCUGUGCCAGGAAGUGUUUGACUCCAAGGUGUCUACCCAGCUCCACCUUGCUGUGAAGCACAGCAAUGAGAAGAAGGUGUACCGUUGCACCUCCUGUAACUGGGACUUCAGGCAUGAGACAGACCUGCAGCUGCAUGUCAAGCACAGCCAUUUGGAAAACCAGGGUCGUGCUCACCGCUGCAUUUUCUGUGGAGAGUCUUUUGGCACAGAAGUGGAGCUGCAGUGCCACAUCACCACCCACAGCAAAAAGUACAACUGCCGCUUUUGCAGCAAGGCCUUCCAUGCCAUUGUCCUGCUGGAAAAACACUUGAGGGAGAAGCAUUGUGUGUUUGAGGGCAAAGCCCAGAACUGUGGUGCCAAUGGCUCUACAACAGGAGGUGGAGAGGGCCAGUCUAAAGAAGAUGCUGACUUACAAGGCCUCCUGACCAAUAGCCAUGGUGGAGGGGCAGCAGGAGGGUCUGUGGUGGAGUCCCAGAACAGCCGUGAUGGCAGUGAGGAGGAGGUGGACACUGCAGAACCCAUGUAUGGGUGUGACAUCUGUGGGGCCUCCUACACCAUGGAGUCCCUCCUCACCAACCAUCAGCUGAGGGACCACAAUAUCCGCCCUGGAGAAAGUGCCAUGAUGAAAAGGAAAGCAGAAAUGAUCAAAGGCAACCACAAGUGUAAUGUCUGUUCUCGCACCUUCUUCUCAGAGCCUGGGCUGAGAGAGCAUAUGCAGACCCACCUUGGGCCUGUCAAGCACUACAUGUGCCCCAUCUGCGGUGAGCGUUUCCCCUCUCUGCUCACCCUGACUGAGCACAAGGUCACCCAUAGCAAGAGCCUGGACACUGGCAGCUGCCGCAUUUGUAAGAUGCCUCUACAGAGUGAGGAGGACUUCCUGGAGCAUUGUCAGAUGCACCCUGACCUGAGGAAUUCCCUGACAGGCUUCCGCUGUGUGGUCUGCAUGCAGACUGUCACCUCCACACUGGAGCUCAAGAUCCAUGGUACAUUCCACAUGCAAAAGACAGGCACCAUGUCCACCAACCACCCUAUGGGCCGUAACACUGCCCUCUCCCAGAAUCAGCAGCACCACCAGGCUCAAAAGUUCUUUAAGUGUGCCUCCUGUUUGAAGGAUUUCCGCUCCAAGCAAGAGCUGGUGAAACUGGACAUCAAUGGACUGCCGUAUGGCCUCUGUGCAUCCUGUGUGACAGCAGCUGGCUCCAAGAGCUCCAGCCCCACAGUGAACGGAGGAAGGCAGCAGCAACAACAGCAGCAGCAGGGUGGAGCCACCAACCCAGCAACGACUACAGCUUCAUGGGUCCAGGGGGAGAGUCUCAGCCCCGGGGGAGGGAAAGGAAAGGUUGCGUCUUCAUCGUCCUCAUCCUCCUCCACAUCCUCAUCAACUGCUGCCAAAACACGAUGCUCCAGCUGCAACGUCAAGUUUGAAUCUGAAGCAGAGCUGCAAAACCAUGUCCAGACGGUGCAUCGGGAACAAGCAGGGGACAGCAACAGCGGGCAGCUCAGAACUCCCCAGGUGUCGCCCAUGCCCAGAACGAGCCCCUCACAAACUGAAGAGAAGAAGACGUACCAGUGCAUCAAAUGUCAGAUGGUGUUCUACAAUGAAUGGGACAUCCAAGUCCACGUGGCCAACCACAUGCUGGGUAGGAAUUGAUACUUUUUGUUUUUCGCCUGAUUUCAUGACUGUCUCUGUUGCAGUCCUGCAGUCACACUUUUGAUCUGAGAAAAUCCCAGUGCAACUUACCGAUGUAGAAUUCUGGACACAUAUUUGGAUGAUGUAUCUUAGCAUUUCCAGCCUGCUGGGAUAGACUCCAGCCUCUCGCAAUCCUGAAUUUGACUAAGCAGGUAUAGAUAAUGGAUGGAUGAAUGGACAGACAGAUGGAGGGAUGGAUGAUUUUUAAGUCUGUGAUAUUAAGAUGCAGUCAGUGAUUUUAUGUAACAGGUCAUCUGUAUAAAUUUGUAUAAACAAACUAGCAAUUUUUUUGUU
Molecule: messenger RNA, 5085 nt
Organism: Lampris incognitus (smalleye Pacific opah)
Lineage: Eukaryota; Metazoa; Chordata; Actinopteri; Lampriformes; Lampridae
Gene: znf521
Product: zinc finger protein 521
Exons: 5
Coding region: 838-4752 (1304 amino acids)
Biological process (GO): regulation of transcription by RNA polymerase II
Cellular component (GO): nucleus
Molecular function (GO): DNA-binding transcription factor activity, RNA polymerase II-specific; RNA polymerase II transcription regulatory region sequence-specific DNA binding
Source: RefSeq, a predicted model, not a curated record